Polychytrium aggregatum is the source of this 1092-nucleotide messenger RNA. RefSeq lists its product as uncharacterized. NCBI's taxonomy places the organism in Eukaryota, Fungi, Chytridiomycota, Chytridiomycetes, Polychytriales. The transcript is spliced from 2 exons. The record is from RefSeq and is a predicted model, not a curated record. The annotation marks the transcript as partial.
CCCUGGUCGUAUCCAUCUCCAUCUUCAUCUCCAUCCGGGGCAUCCGGCGCAUCCGGCGCAUCCGGUCCGCCUCCGCCCUGCCAACUCGUCCACGCCAUGUCACACUCAUCGCAACUCACAGUGCCCGCUACGAGAAAAAGCAAGUGCAAUCUGAAACUCAAAGAGUAUCAUCGACUUCUCUUCAAGAAGCCGUACAACUCCUUCAUGAUUUGCCUGCUGAGCGAGUACGAUGACUGCCUGAAGAACUGUCCUACUCUUCCCCAGGAGGCAUAUGGCUUCUCCUGGACCAUAUGCCACAAGGGCAGGGCCAAGUCUGCCAACUGGACCAUCUGGGUCUCGCGCCCGAUCCUGGACAAGUUUCUCUAUUUCAAGAAGAUCUCGCUCGCCACCAGCCAUGCCGAGUUUGUCGAUAUGCUCCUGUAUGUGCAUAUAAAGCGCCCAGUCGAAAUCACAUCCACGCUUCCCUAUCCUUGCCCCAACGGCCAGAACUCUGAACAGAACAGUGUGAUACCCUUGGAGGAGAACGAACGUACCCCUGAUCUGGGCGACAUCAGGGAAAUGGAACAAUACCUCAACCCUGAAGGAGUUCUUGCUGAUACUCAUACUAUGAGCGAUCUAGCCGAAGCCCAUGUGCCGCCGUACCCCUGUCACUUUGGACUGCCUGCACCCGUCACCCCAACCGAUUCCUCCACAAGCUUUGUCACAACGAAUGCAAAUGGUUUCAACCUCACCAAGGAGCAGUAUGAAUACCCUCUGCAAUAUUUCAAUGAUCAACUAUUGGAACCAUUCAAUCUUGACUGCACCGUGUCAUCGAAACAAACCAUCCAGACCCUCCCGACCCCGAGCGACUUGCCCGUUGACGCUGUUCAGUACAUCGAGCCUAUGUGCACCUACGACCACCUGGCCACGCUCGAAAGUAUGUUCUUUUCUCUGAACCAGUACGGCCUCCAGAGCGAGUCCGAUUCCGCCGACCUGCAGCCCCAAGUCCAGGAAUGCGCGGCCACGCUGUGGUCUAUCGACUCGUGAACAAUGAUGCCUUCCAGUGUCGCCUCUCCCCAUUUGUUUGCUUCCAAUUGCAUUUCCUCAUUCUGC